UGUACACAGUAAUGUAUAUCCCCCCUCCCCUGUACUCCAUUAUAGUGAUAGGACAUGUUGUAUACAGUACUUACUGUCCCCCCCGAGUCCCCCGCAGCGGUGGAGAGGGUGUCUCCUCUCAGCGGAGGAGAGCGGACCUGUCCCCUAGGCGGCGGUGCCGCAGAAGCCGGAAACCGGAAGUUGUCAACCGGAACUCGGCUUCACAAUGAGGCUUGGAUGGCAGGUGCACCGCUCGCUACAGAGGAAUUUCUCCUUGCAUUUGGUGGGCAGGCGAGCGGCUUUUUCAAGCCCGGUGUU
Staurois parvus is the source of this 297-nucleotide messenger RNA. The record is from the annotation of a GenBank genome assembly. Lineage: Eukaryota; Metazoa; Chordata; Amphibia; Anura; Ranidae.